This is a messenger RNA of Bolinopsis microptera, 945 nucleotides long. RefSeq names its product microsomal glutathione S-transferase 1-like. NCBI's taxonomy places the organism in Eukaryota, Metazoa, Ctenophora, Tentaculata, Lobata, Bolinopsidae. Bases 4 to 441 code for a protein of 145 amino acids. The transcript is spliced from 2 exons. The record is from RefSeq and is a predicted model, not a curated record. Gene Ontology annotation, cellular component: membrane.
GCAAUGGAACUGAAUGCAGCCCUUCAAGCCGCCGUUUGGUGGUCGACAAUUCUACUUCUCAAAUUGGCAACCUUUGGUCCGAUUGUUGGAUUUACUCGCUCGAAGAAGAAGGUUGUUGCAUCUGAGGAGGAUGCCAAGUUCAUGGGUGAUGGUGCUACAGUGAGCACUAGUGACCCUGUUGUUGAAAGAAUCAGACGAGCUCAUCUGAACGACAUGGAAAACAUAAUCCCUUUCAUUGGACUGAUCUUUGUCUACGCUAUUUCUGGUGCUGGUGAUGCUGGCUGUGUUACUCUUGUCUCCCAGAUUUUCACUGCUGCCAGAUUCAUCCACACUGUAGUUUAUCUUGGACAAGUUCGUCAACCUGCUCGAGCUCUAGCAUUCUUUACUGGACUACUUUGCAAUGUUUACAUGGCAGUGAAGGUUCUGCUUCACCUUUACUAGGUUGUUUCACGGACAUAGCACAUUUCGGGGAUCUUUGGUGAGCCUUAGUAUGCACACUUUUCUAAUUGAGUUGAUGUAAGAUUUUUAUUAUUUCUCAACUGAUUUUUUGCAUAAUUUAUAUACUUUCAUGUGUGUGUGAAAUUUAUGUAAACCGCCCGAAUAAUUUGGAGACAUUUUGUCAAUUUAAAGCUGUACAAUUUGUAAACUUGUAAUUUUUGUUCAACAAUUUAAUUGUACAUAUUAUUAUAAUUCUUUAAUGCAUGUUAAUGUUUAUUACAUAGAAUAUUAUUUGCAUGACGUGAUGUAUAUUAUUAUUAAAUUUAUUAGUUAUGAAUCAAAUUAUAAUCUAUUUUCCGAUGAAUAUUUACUUAUUCUUAUAAUAUGAUAUAAUGGGGUUAUAUAAUAAUAACGGGGUUACUAUUGAACAUGAAUGAUGGAUGAUGAGUGAUGACUUUGUAUGAAUUUAUUUUAUUUUAUUUUAGAACUUAAUCUUUUAACUAUAUC